Penicillium malachiteum is the source of this 1821-nucleotide messenger RNA. RefSeq lists its product as uncharacterized. The transcript is spliced from 2 exons. The record is from RefSeq and is a predicted model, not a curated record. NCBI's taxonomy places the organism in Eukaryota, Fungi, Ascomycota, Eurotiomycetes, Eurotiales, Aspergillaceae. The coding region runs from base 1 to 1821 and encodes 606 amino acids.
AUGGCGAGAACAAUGACAAUGACCAAAGCUCGCCCCGCUCAAAAGAAUGCUAUUUCGCUCCCGGUAUUGACCUACUCCGAUUCACUUCCUCGGGAUGACCUUCGUGAUAUCACGGGCGGACUUGCACAUGAAUUGAAUCAGAACCCCAAGGAAUCAGGGUCGUCACGACCUAAAUCAGAUGGUCGGUCAUCCAAGAAACCACCCCCUGGUGGUCAUGCUACCUUCGACUUCCAACUCACUGCACCACCGGAAGAGGUUAUCCCUUCAAGCGCUCGAUCAGGCCGGAGUCCAAUUGGAUCGCAUUCGAUAGGUGUUGCUUUGGGUAGUCCAGGAAUGAUCGAUCUUGACAAGCCGUUACCUCCACCAAGAUUCAACGUACCGAAUUUUACGCAAGAGUCGCCCCAGCUGAAUAAAUCGAGCAAGUGGAAGAAGAUCGGUGGUCUAUUUCGAGCGAAGAACGCAUUAACAUCGCCUACCAAUGCUACCCGGACAACGCAGAAGGAUCAGUUGAAGGAUGGAUCAAAUGGCAAUCACCAGAUGGGGCAAAAAGAGGAUGUGACCGAGGAGUGGCCUAAGAUUGAAUCCGACCCUAAAGCUGUGAAUGCUAGCAACACGAGCCCGAAACGGACCAGGAAGUUCUCUUUCUCGGGUAAGAAGAACCCAAGAGAAAAGAACGGAGAUGGCAGUCCUAUGUUGGACGUGGAAAUACCUGAUGUGCAAAUGGAACGCUACAGUGUCAUGUUCAGCAAUGUCAUGACCAAGAACCACAAGCCCUCACUGCUGGCCAGGAGGAGCAAGACUCUUGAUAAUCUUCACGUUCCCAGUGCUCAUGACUUCCUGUCUGCAAAACUGCCACCCGUCCCUAAACGGCGAGCGACAUCUCCGGCACGAACCAGUUUCACUCUUUUUCCAACUCCUCAACCCACCAAAGUUCUCGGUGUCCAGAACUUCUCUCGUGGGCCAAGCGCCUUAAUCAGGUCUAAUACUCUUCCCGUGGAAAGCCCAUCCAAGCCCUCGAUGGAGCACCCGCGGCCGUUCCAUAAUAAUAAUAGUCUUUCUUCAUUCGAAUCACCAAUCAUUGCAAAUCUAUUUUCCGAGCGUGCCAAUACCCCACAAUCAUCCAGUCCUUUAACUCGCAAGGAUGAGAAGCCUCUUCCCGCUAUCAAACCCGAACCAGUCACUCACUCAGGUUCGCGAACAUCAUCACCACAAGUGCCACCAAAACCAAGGCAAUCCCAACCCAAACCAGAGAAGAAUAUUCCAACACCAAAGCCAAAGCCCGUGGAGCAAAAGAACAGACCUACUCAGCAGAGGGAGAAUAAACCUUGCCAAAUCGCUGAGCAAUCUCGACCAAGCCGUCCCACUCUGACCGUGAAGACCAAGCUCGAGGCACUACCCGCACCACCGCCAGCACCCCCAGCGAAGGACAAGUCCUUGUCUCAACCCGCAUCGCCCGCAGUCCCAGCCAAGGAUCUGCCCAAGGAGCUUGUUCCCCGUAUCAGUUCUGCAGCGAUAGUCGCCUCACCUCUGAGCAUGACAUCUACACCUUUGAAAAAGCUUGCUAGUCCAGUUAUCACCGAGCGCGAGAUCAAGAUUCCACGACCUAGGAUUAACAAGAAACUUCCGAAGAUUGAGGUAUCGACUGCGAGGUCUAUCUCCGUGUCAAAGGGGAAAAAACAGGUUCUUGUUCCUAUUUCUGCGCGAGUAGAGCAAAAUCCCAACGAGCGAUUCGUGGAUCGACGAGCUAUGACACCGACUAUUACCGAUGCACAUGGCCAUCGACACGUCGCUUCACAGGAGUUGCAAAUUGAAAGUAUGUGA